CCUUCCGUCACCAUCGCCAUCACCGUCACGUCUACAAACACGUCUCCGUGGUUCACCACAUCCUCGUUUCGUUUGCGACCUUCUUGUACGACAAUCCAGCCAUCCUAUUAGCGCCAAAGAGCCUCACUCGUUUUGUCUACCGUCAUACGAACCCAGGACCCCCACCAACCCCACAUCCCUUCCCCACAAUGUCGAAACAAGCUCUCAAGGCCGCGAAAACGUGUAUCGACUCAAAGGACUGGGCAGGAGCAGAAGAGCAAUGCCAAAGAGCUCUCUCGUUUGAGCCUCAAAGCUAUGUUGCACAACUAUAUCUCGGACUGUCCCAGUUUAACCUCGAGAAGUACGAUGAGAGCGAACAGGCGUACCGCCAGGCCAUCCGGAUCGAGGCCGAAGAGCGACAGAGGAAAGACCGCAAGGAGAAUCCGGCAAGUUGGCAGGGUCUGCUGAAGCUCUAUGAAGCACAGAAGCGGGUCGACGAGUACACGGAGACCGCCGUCGGGCUGGCGGGGGUCUUUCGUGAUCAAGAUGAACGGGUUAAGUGUCUCGCCGUCAUUGAGAAGGCACUCGCAUUCGCAAAGGAGAAUGCGUCGAAGCAUCAAUACAAGCGGGCAUUACAGAUUAUACUGCCAGGAAGCCCGGUCUUUGAGUACUUGGAAGGCCUGAUUCCGCGGCCGGAUAAGACGUAUCUGGAGCUGGCGGAGAUCAUCGAGAUUGAAGAGAAGGAGCGAGUGAACAAGGAGAUUGCGAACCGACGCUCACGUCUCGGCGCUGUUCUCGGACAAGUUACCACAGAGGUCCGACGGGAGGUGUGGGGUGCGUCGCCGCUGGAAGAUCUCUACCAGAAUAUCCUCAAUUGGUCGGACCAAGAAGACGUUCGGCGGCAGAUCGACUGCAAGCUCCUUCAGCAUGCUUACAAUAAACUUCUGGUAUUCCCCAGGGAAGGAAAGCUACAACAACGACUGAAGGUGGAGAGCUGGGCCCGCGGCUUGGUUAUUCUCAAACACCCCUUCGAGCUGGCAUGGAAGAUUGUAAUUGAAUGGAAGGACUGUGAGAGUAUAGGUGAUCAUGAUGUCAAUUUGUUGCGAGAGUAUAUCGAACUCUUUCCCGAUAGGGGGCUAUCUAUUUCCCUUCAGGCCUAUCUUGAUUCCGAGAUAUCCCCCUUUCCAGCGGUUCCAAACGAAGAAAAGGAGACAGACGAACCAGUCUCAGUGGCCAAAGAUAAAGCCGGAAAGGACGUUGCCGAUACCGAUGCUCCAGAUCAGCGCCUCGAUGCAAUGAUCGAAGGACUAGAGAAGAGUCCCACGUCUCUUCUGUGCCACCGGAUCUUGGGGGAAUACUAUCUCCUCCUGGACGAAUAUGAGAAUGCCGUCGACACUGCUCGGGGCGGCCUCAAGCUCGCAACAGGAGAAUCGCAGAGGACUGGACUGGCCUGUCAAAAGAAUCAAGAUGCAUUGACAGUUACCCUUGCAACGGCACUGAUACAUUACCAAGCACCGAAGCACCAUAUUGAAGCCAGAGGACAGUUCGAGACUGUAUUGUCUCAUAAUCCAGGUCAUGGUGGUGCUCUCGUUGGUCUUGGUCUCAUUCUAGAGGAACAAGGAGACUAUCCAGGAGCUGUGGAUUUGCUCAACAAAGCAUUGGCCAAAGACCCGGGGAAUGUUAGAAUUAUGGCUGAGGCCGCUUGGUGCAAUGUGCUCCAAGGCAGCUACAGCAUUGGCCAGCACGGACUCGAGGAGUGUCUCGAAAAGAUCACAGGCAUCGACCCGAGAUCAAGAGACCUAAAGGCACAGAUUCUAUGGAGAAUUGGUAACUGCAUAUGGAAUGCUGACGAGGAGGCUAGAAAGGACCGCAAAGCUGGCCCUUACCACUACUUCAUCCUUGCUUUGCAGAACAACCAAAAUCAUGCUCCAGCCUACACAAGUUUGGGCUGUUUUUACGCCGAUAUCGCGCACGACUCCCCCCGCGCGAACAAGUGUUUCCAGAGGGCGUUCGAGAUAUCUGCUGGUGAAGUCGAGGCUGCGGAGCGAUUGGCACGAAGCUUCUCUGAGAGCAAUGAGUGGGAGCUCGUAGAAAUUGUGGCUCGGAGAGUGGCUGAGGCCGACAAGAAGAGGUCAGUUCCGGGCAAGGGUAUCUCCUGGCCACAGAGCGCUAUCGGUGUUGUAGAACUGAACAAUCAAAACUACUCGCUGGCAAUUCAGUCUUUCCAGUCUGCCCUCAGAGCGUCCCCAACAGACUUCCACUCUUGGGUUGGCCUGGGAGAGGCAUACGCUUCAUCAGGACGCUACACGGCAGCGUUAAAAGUCUUUGACCGGGCAGAAGCGCUCGACGGAACGAGUUGGUUCGCAAAGUACAUGCUGGCGAAUGUUAGGCGAGAGCUGGGCGAAUUCGAACUUGCUUGUGAAGGUUACCGGGCCGUCCUUGCUCUGCGGGAGCGCGAGUUCGGUGUGUUGGUUGCCUUAUCGGAGACUUCGCUGGCCAUGGGCUGGAAAUACGUCGAGACCGGCUAUUACGGAAGGGCUGUCGACAGCGUGGUGGAGUCUCUGGAGAUUGCAGAGAAAGUCCUUCAGGAGAGAUCGGACGCCUUCAACCUCUGGAAGACCGUGGGAGAUGCAUGCAUGCUCUUCUCUUGGGUUCAGAACCUGGCCCACAAAUUUCCCCGCGAACAGGUCGUGCGGCUCCUCGAGAGUGAUUUCGAACCUAGUGAGUUCGACAUCAUGGCUGAGGUCGAUGAAGUGGGCCGUGAAAUGUUCGAAAAGAUGAAGGGCGGUGACACACAGGACAUCCUCACUGCUAUCUAUGCUGGAAUAUUGGCGUACAAACGGGCAAUAUUUGCGACUGCAGAUGACAGACACGCUCAUGCGGUUGCUUGGUAUAACCUCGGAACGGCAGAGUACAGGGCCUACGUGGCUUUGCCAAAUAGAGAGAUGAAGCAUCGACUGGCGGCCAUACGCUGCUUCAAGAGGACCAUCAAGCUGGAGCCAGGAAACCACGAGUUCUGGAACGCCCUUGGACUCGCAACCGCGGAGCUGAAUCCCAAGGUUGCCCAGCACUCCCUAGUCAGGGCUCUUUAUAUCAACGAUAAGAAUUCUCGUGUCUGGACAAAUCUCGGCGCAUUGUACACUAUCCAGGAGGACUAUCUACUCGCGAACGAAGCCUUCUCCAGAGCACAGAGUACUGAUCCCGAGUACGCUCUUGCUUGGGUCGGACAGGGACUCAUCGCAAUGAUACUCGGCGAGGCACGUGAUGCACAAGAACUCUUCCAACACGCCUUCGAGAUCUCGGAUCAAUCUCUGACGCCAGUGAAAAAGCAAUUCAUCACUGCAACAUUCGACACGCUUGUCAAGGCCAAUUCCGAGCCCGCUUUGGCGUCAAUUCUCACCCCGAUAUUUGCCUUGGAGAAGCUUCAGGCCCAGCUAUCGCAAAUUCCGGCCGUUCUCCAGCUGAGUGCCUUGUUCGACGAACGUGUUGGAGACUUUACCUCUGCCGUCGAGAAGUUGGAGCGUGUGUGCAGUAUCUACGAGGAACGGUAUGAGGAAACAGAAGCAGAUGACGACCUCGUCAAGUUCGCUCGCUCCAAGGCAGAUCUGGCUCGGAUGUACCUAGGACUACGGCAAUACUCGGAAGCCAUCGAGAGUGCUUCCAUGGCCUUGGAUCUUUCCGGCGACAUGGAGCAACUCCAGGCAUGUCGACUAUCCGCCCACCUCACCGCUGGCCUGGCACACUACUACUCGCAGCAGAUGGACGAGAGUCUUGAAAUGUUCAAAGAAGCGCUCACCGAGUCGGAAGAGAACCCGGACGUAGUGUGUCUCCUCUCGCAGGUUCUCUGGGCCAAAGGCGGUGAACAAGAGCGGGACGUCGCACGAGACCAACUCUUCGCCUGCAUCGAAGCCAACCCCGAGCACCUCGGCUCCAUCCUCCUGCUAGGCACCAUUGGCGUCCUCGACCGAUCCGCAGACGUCACCGAAGCCGUCCUCGAUGACCUCCGUUCCUUCCGCGCAAAGGAGGGACUUCCCCGCUACGUUCGCGAGCACAUCGACAACCUUCUCACCGCGAUCGCGCAGCUCUCUUCCGGCGACCUGGGCGCGCUGAAUGCGGCCGCCACGGCUGCCAGUGCGGUGUUUAUGCGUCCCUCUGCAACCGAGAAUUGGUCACGACUCGCGACGGUCGCGGAAGAUGCGUUUGCGGCGGAAACGGCGUUGAGGGUCGCCAGGAGCGCGAAGGAUUGUGAUGCUGAGAGGCUGGCCGGCGCGUAUGCGGGUAUUGCGACUUUGGGGUGUGAUCAACGCGCGGUGUUUUUGGCGCCGUGGAUGGUCUGUGGUUGGGAUGCGCUUAGGAGGGAUGUGGUGGCUUAGAUAGGCCAUUGUUGUUCGGAGGAUCGUACGGGGAGUACCGGUAGUGUUGGGCUGUAAGACGCGAAUAGACACCUCGGUUUAUCCUCCGCCCUCAAUCGUAUGUGCUAGCUUUAGAUACCGUCGUAAAAACCGGUAUACCAAAUCAUCCAGUACCUGC
Tricharina praecox is the source of this 4509-nucleotide messenger RNA. RefSeq lists its product as uncharacterized. Gene Ontology annotation, cellular component: Ski complex. Lineage: Eukaryota; Fungi; Ascomycota; Pezizomycetes; Pezizales; Pyronemataceae. The record is from RefSeq and is a predicted model, not a curated record. Bases 189 to 4352 code for a protein of 1387 amino acids. The transcript has 8 exons. Gene Ontology annotation, molecular function: protein binding.